Messenger RNA from Nannospalax galili (Upper Galilee mountains blind mole rat), 4510 nucleotides. It is a transcript of the gene Myrip, whose product is annotated as myosin VIIA and Rab interacting protein. The transcript is spliced from 18 exons. NCBI's taxonomy places the organism in Eukaryota, Metazoa, Chordata, Mammalia, Rodentia, Spalacidae. The coding region runs from base 166 to 2811 and encodes 881 amino acids. Gene Ontology annotation, cellular component: cortical actin cytoskeleton. The record is from RefSeq and is a predicted model, not a curated record. Gene Ontology annotation, molecular function: small GTPase binding; actin binding; myosin binding. Gene Ontology annotation, biological process: intracellular protein transport.
CUGCCCGCAGCCCUGCGAUCGCGCGCUAAGCGCUGCGGCAGGUGACGCGGGCCACCCGCGGCUAGGUGUCCCUGAUCCUGGCCUCCAUCCAUGACCCCCGCCGCGGACCUGCUCCAGGCCGGCCACCCCGUGUCUUGCUUUAUCAUCGGUGUUUAACACUGAAUCAUGGGGAGGAAGCUGGACCUGUCUGGUCUGACCGACGAUGAGACAGAGCAUGUUCUCCAGGUGGUUCAGAGAGACUUCAAUCUUCGCAAAAAGGAAGAAGAAAGACUAAGUGAGAUGAAGCAGAGGCUGGAUGAAGAGGGCAGCAAGUGCAGCAUCCUCUCAAAGCACCAGAAGUUCGUGGAGCACUGCUGCAUGCGCUGCUGCUCGCCCUUCACCUUCCUGGUCAACACCAAACGCCGCUGCGGGGACUGCAAGUUCAACGUCUGCAAGAACUGCUGCUCCUACCAGAAGCACGAGAAGACGUGGGUCUGCUGUGUCUGCCAGCAAGCCAGGCUUCUCAGGACUCAGUCUCUGGAGUGGUUCUACAACAAUGUGAAGAGCCGCUUCAAGCGUUUUGGCAGUGCAAAGGUCCUCAAAAACCUGUAUCGGAAACACCGUCUGGAGAGUGGCGCCGGCUUUGACAUCCUAGGAGGAGGUGUGUUUGAGCCAAACCUGGAGAAUGAAGGCAGCGUUUCAGGCAGUGACUCAACAUUCUACAGGCAGUCUGAAGGACACAGCAUGAUGGAUACAUUGGCUGUGGCUCUACGCGUGGCUGAAGAGGCCAUUGAAGAAGCCAUUUCCAAAGCUGAGUCACAUGGGGACAGCCUGGACAAACAGAAUGAGGCCAGUUACCUUCGGGACCACAAGGAGGAACUGACUGAAGAGCUGGCCACCACCAUCCUGCAGAAGAUCAUAAGAAAGCAGAAGAACAAAGCUGAGCCACAGGCAGAGGAGGACCCAGAGUGGCUACAGCCCCGCAGCUGCAACAUGAAGGCCAGGGGUGAGAGGAGCACAGCGCCCCCAGGAGGACGCCGAGCACAUGCCACCCUCUGGCGGUCCCAGUCUGCAUUCUCAUUCACCACAGAAGAUGCUAUGAAGACCUGCUCCGUGGAGGCUUCGUCGAGGCAGCCCAGGGACCGUGGCAAGCAUCUGCAGGAGGAAUCUGCUCUGCCCAGCUGGAAGAGCGUGGAUGGGCUAGACGGAAUAAAUCUGGCCCCAGUUUUACAGAGCACUGAUGGGAACUGGAUGGCCCUGGGGGACAAUGAUACUCAGCCCCCAACCCGCCUGCUGGUCAAGCCCAAGAAUGAAACGUUUCAGGCCCUAGAGAUGGCUUCCAGUGUGGCAUCUGCCUAUGAUGACAUGGGCUCUGACAGUGAGGAAGACUUUGACUGGAGUGAGGCCUUGAGCAAGCUGUGCCCACCAUCCCGGGUCCGGCCCAGGCAACCCCGGCCUCAGCCUGCACAAGCCAAGAGUUCUGGCCAAGGUCCCUCAGCCACCUCUCCCCCAUCUGGCCUAUCCCCCAACCCUGACUCCAUGUGCUCUGAUUCAGAGACCUCCUCCAUAGGCUCCUCUAGGGAAGCUGGACGCCGAGCCAGGAUGUCCUGGCUGCAGAGGAAGGGCCCCAAGAACCUCACAGCAGAGAAGAUGCGCUUCCAGGGAGAGCUGGAUGUGAAUUUCAACCCCCAGACAGCCAGCGGAGAGACCUCAGACAGCAGUGAGCCAGAAGAGACCUCUCACACUGCAGACCAGCGGGCCAGGAGGUGGAGAAGGGCCCAGGUGGGCUCUGAGGAACCAAACACGGAGCUGUCUUCACCCGGUGCCCAUCCCCAGGGUCUGCACAUACAUCAGGUGUCAGACGAUAUGUCAGGGACUGACGUCAGCAAUGAUGCUCAGCAUUCCCUGACCAGCAUGGACACCUCCGAGGAGAAGCUGAGAAACAGAUUUUAUGAAUUAGCCAUGAAAAUGAGUGAAAAGGAGACUUCUUCAGGGGAGGACCAGGAGUCUGAGCCCAAGACAGAAUCUGAGAACAAGAAGGAAAGUCUGUCUUCUGAAGAGAGCAGCCAGAGCGUCCAGGAGGAGCUGAAGAAGGAAAACAGAGAUGCUCUAGCCACUCACCUAGAGCUCCAGCUGUUAUCCACAGUGCUUGAACAGAAGUAUUCUGCUGUUUCUCUCUGCAACAUCUCCACAGAAGUCCUGAAGGUCAUCAAUGCCACGGAGGAGUUGAUUGCAGAGUCUACAGGGCCCUGGGAGUUCCCACCCAUCCCCACUGACAGAGAUAAGGGGACAUUUCCUCUUGGAACAGACCAAGUGAGACUGGAUGAGCAGCUGACCUCCCUGGAAGAAAACGUGUACCUGGCAGCAGGUACCGUGUAUGGGCUGGAGGACCAGCUGAGUGGGCUGGAAGAUGCCGCCCGCAGUAUCCAUAGCGGCACUGGCGAGACUGAGCUGGCCGAGCUGGAGGACCAGGUGGCCGCAGCCGCAGCCCAGGUGCACCACGCUGAGCUCCAGAUUUCCGAUAUUGAGAGCCGGAUUUCAGCCCUGACUGUUGCAGGCUUAAACAUAGCUCCCUGCGUGCGUCUCACAAGAAGACGGGAUCAGAAGCAAAGGAACCAGGUACAAACUAUAGAUACAUCAAGGCAACAGAGGAGGAAACUGCCCGCUCCACCCGUGCAAGCUGAAAAACUUGAGGCAUCUUCAGUGACCCCCAUUAAAACAUUUAACCGCAACUUCCUUCUCCAAGGCUCCUCCACAAACAGGCCUACAGAACGGACAAACAACACCAAGGAUUUGAUGGAGCCUGCUCUGGAGUCAGCUGUGAUGUACUAACACCACAGAAUCCACAGCCAGUGACCCACUGCCUCCGGCCGUACACGACAGUGCCUUGACCCAACAGCCAUGUGAGGAUUUCCACUCGAGGAGAGGGCCUGGGGAGGCCACGGUGCACCGCUGCACGGGGCUGUCCUGAUACCUCACCCAGAAAGCAGUCUCAGAUAUCAGCGCUGAGGUCUCGCCCACUCUCUGCCUUAGGCUCCCAGGGGAAUCCGAGACUGAACACCUGGACGCUGGCUUCCAGCAGCAGAGCUCCACGUUCAAAAGAUGCAUGGUGUCCCUGUUUAAUUUGCUACUGUGCACUGUGUUUAUGAUGUCUUUCUGUUUUCAUCCCUUUGAUUCAACUAGAACACCAGGUCAAGAGUUGGUUUAAUGGAAAAUUGUUGGAGGGGAAGGAAGGUGGGGGUCAUUACCAGAUGUUUCAUCUUGCUUACUCACAUCCCAUAAGCACCUUAAUCUUACAGAUGCUAAGGGAAAGAGGGAAAAUAUCCUUUAAUUGGGAAUCACUCAACCACCACCUCCCCCACUAAGUUCCCAUCCACCAUAUUGCCAGUCAUCCCCAUCACUUGCCAAUCGCCAGCCACAGAGUGGAAAACUCUGAUCCACCCAUACCAUACCCAGGUCUAUCUGAAACCAUAUCUCAUCCUGAACUUGGGGUUCUUGCAUGGACUUACUGAGAGUGUCUUCAUUCUCAGGGGGCGAGGCCUGAGGGAGGCUACCAUCAGUCUAACUUUAGGGCACUGUUCAGGAUCCACAGGACAUGGCUUAGCCAUGACCAAUACUGAAAUGAGAUUUGGGUUAAAUGAACUAUUGAAAAAUAGAACCGCAGGAGAAAAUUUUUUCCAUCCUCCAAAAUUUAUUUGCCAAUGAAUUUAGUGAAAUAAUAGCAAGAGGGUGAAAACCGUUAGGGUGAAAACCUUAGAGAAAAUGUGAAUCUAACAGACACAAGAGGUGACCCUUACUCCAUGUUUGCAGUCUGGAAUGCAUGAGUGUUUAGAGUGUAUUUAUGCAGCAAAUGGACUGAGACUCAGCUCUACUCAUUGGGGACUAGCAACACAUUUUUAAUGUUGGCUCCUCAGGUUUUCUGAAUCGGGGGUGGGGGGAUAGGGGUAUAGUUAGAAGGCAAAGGAGGGAGGUGAUGGGAGCAGGAGGAUGGGUGUCUCUUAGGUUCUGGCUCCCCUUUUCAUCCUUCUAACCACCUUUCUGAUAGGCAUAUAGAAUCAAUAACCAAUAAUGAAGGCCAAACCAGUGAACACAUGGAAGCCACAGCUGUGAGCUAGUUGUAACCGGAAAGUCUCCUGAAAGCCCAGCUCUGUUUAAACCUCGGUGUCCUCUUACUGCUGUGUGCAUUCCCAGAGUUGAUUUAACUGCCUUCCUGUGCUGUGUGAUGGCUCCCGAUGGAGGUCUGCCUAUCUUCCUAUAAUGCUCCUGCUGAUGCCGUGUGCACGUGCGCGUGGGUGUGUGUGUGUGUGUGUGUGUGUGUGUGUGUGUGUGUGUGUUCCUAUAGAAAGAACUCCUGGAAAAUAAACUUUUGGCAUUUUAUCCUGUUGGUGUGGUUCAAAUAAAAAGAAAUUAAAAACACAACAACAAAAGAUCAGACUUCCAAAUAGAAUGUUUUCUUUAAGAGGCAUGAAACUAUUGUUGUUACAGUGUUAAAAUACUCAAUUUUCUUUUGACAAAAACCUGUACUGUGUAA